Messenger RNA from Cyprinus carpio (common carp), 2071 nucleotides. RefSeq lists its product as uncharacterized. NCBI's taxonomy places the organism in Eukaryota, Metazoa, Chordata, Actinopteri, Cypriniformes, Cyprinidae. Gene Ontology annotation, biological process: lipid oxidation; linoleic acid metabolic process. The record is from RefSeq and is a predicted model, not a curated record. Gene Ontology annotation, molecular function: oxidoreductase activity, acting on single donors with incorporation of molecular oxygen, incorporation of two atoms of oxygen; iron ion binding; protein binding.
GCCACUCAUUUUAAUGCUUGGGAACUCUAGGUUGAGAAAUGGACGGCUUUCAUGUGACCAUUCGGACCUCAGCAUCUCCUCUGUCAGGGACGUUUGGCAGGGUUUGGAUCUCUUUGAUUGGUACUCUGAGUGAGAGCCCUCCAGUCAGAGUGGAACACUGUCUCUUGCCAGGCUCAGCCUAUACAGUUGUCAUCAAGUCUAAAGAGGAAGUUGGCAUAGUGGUUUUGUUGAAACUCCGUCUUGAGGCUCAGCCUGGUUUUCCGGACCUGGAUUGGCACUGUCAUGAUGUGCAGGUGAGACGGAGUUCUGAGGAUCCCGAGGUGGAGGUUUUUCCUUGUCAUAAAUGGAUCCGGACAGCAGAUGGUUACAUCGAGCUUCGGAAUGAGAAAGCAUGUCUGAAAAAGGAGGAAACAUUAGAUAUCCUAAUCAGUCACAGGGAGAGGGAUCUCCAACAUAAACAACAUUGUUGUUUCACAUUUGUUGAAGGUGGUCCUCACUGUGCAGAUAUGACCAGUGUUACAGCUCUAGGACCAAACUUGAGUUACAUCCGUCAACGCCCAGUUAACAAUGUGCACUACAUAAAGAGUUUCAUUGAAAGAAGAACAUCUUGGAGCAGCCUACAGGAACUUGAGACAUUCUUCCUUUUCAAUGGAAGGGAGAACACAAUUGCCAAAUAUGUUCAGGCUCAUUGGAAAGAGGAUGCAUUCUUUGAUCUGUGUAUCAGACAGAUCCAUAACCUGCCACCUAACCUGUCUGUCACUUCAGAGAUGGUUAGACCUUUUUUACCAGAGGACUCAUCACUGGGACAGGAGAUGGAGAGAGGACGUGUGUAUCUUUUGGAUUAUGAAGUGCUGGAUCAGCUGCCUGCUAAUACCGUCAAUGACAAACAGUCCUACUUGGCUGCUCCUUUAUGCCUGCUGCAUUACAACCGACAAGGAGAACUUAAGCCCAUUGCCAUACAACUUCAACAGGCUCCUGGUCCACAGAAUCCUGUUUUCUUGCCCUCCGAUUCUGCACCAGAUUGGUUGUUAGCAAAGAUGUGGGUCCGUAAUUCAGAUUUCCAGGUCCAUCAACUACUUUCCCAUUUUUUGCGCACUCAUCUUUUUGGUGAGGUGUGCUGUACCGCCACGCUCAGACAGCUUCCCGAGAUUCAUCCUCUUCACCAGGUAGAUGAAUUAAAUGAAAUAUGCUGUGUUUUCCACCAACUGGCAACCCGGGGGACUCUUCUGGCCACAAAAGGUGUUUUUGACAAGUCAAUAGCCUGUGGUCUGGAAGCAAUACCACUGCUGCUUGCUCGAGGAACGCAACGUCUCCGCUACAGCUCAUUGUGUGUGCCAGAUGAUGUAAGAGUGCGAGGACUGGAUGCUCUACCUAUCUGUUAUUAUGCACAAGAUGCACUUAGGGUCUGGGAUGCUCUACAUAGGUUUGUUGCAGGUUGGAUUCGUUUGUAUUACUGCAACGAUGAGGACGUCCAGCAUGACUGUGAACUACAGAACUGGAUUUGGGAGAUCUUCACGGAGGGAUUCCUCGGCCUCAGCCACAUAGGAGCUCCACAGUCAUUUCAGACCGCAGCCGAAUUGUGCAAGUUUGUUACCAUGGUGAUCUUUUCCUGCUCAGCACUUCAUUCGGCUGUGAAUUUCUCUCAGCUGGAUUAUAACCUUUGGAUACCGAACAGUCCUGCGGCCAUGUCACGUCCACCUUCUCAGACCAAAGGCUCGGUGUCUGAGGAGGAUAUUUUCUCCUUCCUUCCGGAAGUGAACUCCUCUUGCCACGUCCUUAGUGUCCUGUCUCUACUGUCACAGCCUGCCAUUGACUUUGUGCCUUUGUGCCAUUAUAAUGAGUGGUAUUUCAGCAGUGGUGCAACGGUAAAUCUUGUGGAGGGUGUCCGGAGAGAGCUGAAAAUGAUAGCAAAAGACAUCGCAGACCGGAACAGCCAGCUGGAGUUGCCCUAUCCUUACCUGUCUCCAGACCACAUUGAGAAUAGUGUGACUAUUUGAGUUCACUGUCAGAUUGAAUCAUGAAUUGUAACUGUUUUUUGUUUUUUUUUCCCACUGAUUAUCCUAAAAGAGAG